AUGCCCGUUGUUACGAGAAGCAAAGGCUUCAAAACAGUAGAUUCAGAAACUGAAAAACCAGAAAAAAAAGUUUCAGCGCCGGCAAAAAAACGCAAAAAUCCACCAAAAGAACCCCAAAAAGAUGAUGAAAACGCCCCUAAAGAGAAACAAUCCAAAAAAUCCGAGAAGAAACCACCACCGAAGGCAACAGAUACAGAACAGGCCGUUUCUGAUACAGCCACAGUCGAGGACACCCCGCAAAACAUAUACCAAUUCACAGCCAACGACAUCAAAGGCAAUCAAGUGAGCCUCGACAAGUACAAAGGACACGUUUGCAUCAUAGUAAACGUCGCAUCGAGAUGCGGACACACCAAGGCCCAUUACGAGCAAUUAGUGGAACUCUUCGAGAAACACUCUGAACCACAGGGCCUCAGAAUUCUCGCCUUUCCUUGCAACCAAUUCGGCAACCAAGAACCGCAGGACAACGAUAAAAUUUCGGAAUUCGCCUCGAAACGUAACGUUACAUUUGACAUGUUCGAGAAGAUUUGCGUCAAAGGCAAGAACGCUCAUCCUCUGUACGAGUUUCUGACGAGCCGGAUUAAGGGUAAAAAGGGCAACGCGAUCGCCUGGAACUUCACUAAAUUUAUCAUAGACAAGGAGGGUAACGUGGUGGGAAGGUACGAGGCUGCGGCGAAGCCUUUGAGUUUACUCGGGGAGCUGGAAAAGUACUGGUAA
Messenger RNA from Phyllotreta striolata, 714 nucleotides. Lineage: Eukaryota; Metazoa; Arthropoda; Insecta; Coleoptera; Chrysomelidae. The record is from the annotation of a GenBank genome assembly.